GUGUCCUUUGCGCAGGCGUGGGCAGCGGAUUAUAAAUACGGCAACAGUCGCAGCUGGUCACCUACAUUGAUAACUAAGACCAAUAUACCGGCAGGAGCACCGAGUGCAGCUCGGAGGAGACGGUUUGUUUCACGCCGACAGAUUUUUGUAGUCAUUUGCAGGGAGUUAGCUCAGCGUGUUUGGCCGUACAGCUAACAGGAGAGGACACAAACAAAAACAAACAGACUGACUCAGCUGUCAAUAUGACUAUUAAUAAAUCCAAAGUGGCCGUCGGCUUCGUAGUGGCAGGUGUCCUCGCCGUCUUCUUCGGUACGCUUCUUGCUUUUGUGGGACCUGUAAUCAUCGACGACCAGAUAGUGAAGAACACAAUAAUCGACCCAAAGAAUGAGUUGUCCUACACCAUGUGGAAGGACAUCCCUGUGCCGUUCUACAUGUCCGUCUACUUCUUCAACGUCCUCAACCCGAAAGAGAUCCUGAGGGGAGAGAAGCCCAUGGUGGAGCAGAGAGGACCUUAUGUGUACAGAAAACGAUGCCAGAAACAAAACAUCACAUUUCACCCCAACUACACCGUGUCCUACAGAGAAAACAGACAGUACUUUUUCGAGCCCUCCAUGUCUAAAGGGAACGAGUCUGAUGUUGUGACCAUUCCAAACAUGUUGGUGCUGGGCGCAGCGGUGAUGAUGGAAAGCCUGCCGUUCGCAGUGCGUUUGAUGAUCAGCGCCACUUUCAAGACGUUUAACGAGGGGCCCUUCCUGACCAAGACGGUGGGAGAGCUGAUGUGGGGAUAUGACAGUGGUCUGGUUGAUUUCCUCAACACAUACGUGCCCGGCAUGCUGCCGUCAUCGGGAAAGUUUGGCCUCUUUGCAGAGUUCAACAACUCCAACACUGGUCUGUUCACCAUCUUCACUGGAAAAGACGACAUCAGGAAUGUGCACAAAGUCGACUCCUGGAACGGCCUGACGGCGCUAAACUACUGGAGGACUCCGCAGUGCAACAUGAUCAACGGAACAGCUGGGCAGAUGUGGCCUCCUUUCAUGACAAAAGAGAGCACACUGCCUUUCUACAGCCCUGAUGCCUGCAGAUCAAUGGAACUGGUUUACCAGCGUCCAGGCAAGAUGCAUGGCAUCCCUCUGUAUCGAUAUGUUGCACCCAAAACGCUGUUUGCCAAUGGCACAGAUUACGCUCCAAAUGAAGGUUUCUGCCCAUGCAGACAGUCUGGCCUGCUGAACGUUAGCAGCUGCCGCCACAACUCUCCAGUCUUCAUCUCUCAUCCUCACUUCUUUAAUGCUGAUCCUGUGCUGCUGGACUACGUACAGGGUCUUCAUCCCAACGAGGAGGAGCACGGCCUCUUCAUAGACAUCCACCCGCAAACAGGUGUUCCUCUGAACGUGUCCAUCCGCCUUCAGCUCAACCUCUACAUGAAGAGAGUGUUGGGAAUUACAGAAACUGGCAAGAUCUCUGAGGUGAUGAUGCCCAUGAUCUGGUUUGAGGAGAGUGGGUAUAUCGACGGCCCCAUCCUCAAUACGUUCCACACAAACUUGGUGAUUGUACCCGCAGUGAUGGAGUAUAUGCAGUACGGCUUAAUAGCACUCGGCCUGGUGACCAUAAUAAUUGCUUCACUGGUGUAUUACAAACUGAAGGCCUCUGAUAAGGAGCCAGUAAAAGGUUCGCUUCGCUAUGACACACAGGAGAAAAGUAUGAGUUAUUCAGAAAAAUCAAAUUGACGGUGACGUCGUAUCGGAUGGAAACACAAGCACUUCAGCCGAAGAGCGAACCCCUCUACUUCCAGAGAAGACGGACUGACAUACUCUCAUAGACAUACCCAGCUGGAGCUGCGGACUCGCGACCACUAACACAUUCCACUGCCAUGAACAGAACCACUGUCACAAGGUGCUCUGCUCAGUAUAUUGAACCAGACUAGAUUUAAUUUUACUGCACUGUAAAGUUUGUGAAGCUCUCAGCCAAAGACUCACGACAUUAAACGUGUUUGUGUUGAGGCUGACUUGUCUCUCGAGGCAAUGCGAGUGGAGAUUAAAAAGCUAAUUUUGUAUAAACCAGUUCCAAAAGGGGGAAAAAAAAAAAGUUUUAAAUGUGUUCAUUCUGCUCCUAAUUGAAACAUUAUCACUUGACCAGGAGCAGUAGGGGACAGUUACUGUGGUGGACAUUUUUCUGUGAUUUUAGAGAAAUGUUUUGAACAAGGGAACUAAGUGGCAGAAAAGCUCAGUCUCUGUGUGACGGCUGCCAGGUUUACAGUAUUUCACUACCAAUGUGCCUUCAAAGGGAAACCUUUCUUUUUCUCUCACUGACCUCCAGGUCCUUGUUUUUCCACAUGUACUGUUCAAGGAGAGGGGCUGAAUUUGACAAACACUCUUCUGACAAACAGCUAGAGCCGACGCACUCCUGUUAGUAAACUGCGGUCUUCUGUACGGUGUGAAUGUAUUUCCCGAUCAUGUUUGGCGUCAGGCACUUUCAUGUUAUAAAUGAGUGAAUGAAGAGAAACAGGGAGGCAAUAAGUAACCAGUUUGUGAUUGGUGUGUGAUCACAUUUUACAUCAGUGUUCUCUGAAAUCCCAACUGUGCUCUGUUGUCUGAUACUUGAUGUUCUUCUGUUGUCUUUUAGGAGCAAAACUGGAUGUAAAUAAAGAGUACAUUUAAAAAUA
Molecule: messenger RNA, 2659 nt
Organism: Acanthochromis polyacanthus (spiny chromis)
Lineage: Eukaryota; Metazoa; Chordata; Actinopteri; Pomacentridae
Gene: scarb1
Product: scavenger receptor class B, member 1
Exons: 13
Coding region: 243-1724 (493 amino acids)
Biological process (GO): plasma lipoprotein particle clearance; recognition of apoptotic cell; cholesterol efflux
Cellular component (GO): cytoplasm; caveola
Molecular function (GO): lipid binding; scavenger receptor activity; low-density lipoprotein particle binding
Source: RefSeq, a predicted model, not a curated record